Penaeus vannamei (Pacific white shrimp) is the source of this 5933-nucleotide messenger RNA. It is a transcript of the gene RYBP, whose product is annotated as ring and YY1 binding protein. Gene Ontology annotation, biological process: positive regulation of DNA-templated transcription. Gene Ontology annotation, molecular function: DNA binding; transcription coregulator activity. Gene Ontology annotation, cellular component: nucleus. The record is from RefSeq and is a predicted model, not a curated record. NCBI's taxonomy places the organism in Eukaryota, Metazoa, Arthropoda, Malacostraca, Decapoda, Penaeidae.
GGCGGCGGAGGCACUGGAGGGCUGGUCUGGUAUCUGCUGUCCUCACAGCAAGGUAUGGACCAGAAAAAGAGUCCAAGCAGUUUCAGAGCAGGUGUGAAUGGGAUAGGGAACAAAAGAGAUAAACAAAGAAGCUGUGAAUAUAUUGGAGGAGAGAAGAUUUAAGAGAGGAUGUCAAGUAGAAGACAUGAGCAUUGGAACCCUUCAAAGAGGGUGAAGAGGGCUAACAAGGAGGAGAAUAUGUGGGAUUGCAGCGUGUGCACCUACAGAAACUCUCCGGAGGCCUUCAAAUGCCUCAUGUGCGAUGUCCGGAAGGGCACGUCAACAAGAAAACCUCGGCUAAAUGCAGAACUAGUAGCAGCACAGGUGGCUCAGGUGGUUCCUCCUAAGGUCAAGAAGUCAGAGCGGAAGGACAGAGAACGGAAGGGUGAGGGGCGCAACUUACAAAAAGGCAGGCCAAGAUUGAAGAAUGUUGACAGAAGUACAGCGCAACACAAUGCUGUCACUGUGAAUAACGUGACUGUCAUCAUCACAGAAUUCCAACCCAAACAACGCAAAACUUCAUCUGGGAACAGCUCGGCCACGACCAAUGGAGACACAUCUCAAAUCAUGUCGUCGUCAGAGGCAGGAUCCAUCUCAGACGCGUCCACAGACACACGCAACGGAGACAUCACUACUGAGUCUCGGAGUUCAUAGGCCAAUCACCAGAGUAAACCCAGCGGGGUGUGUGUUUUCUCUGCAUCAGGAAAAAUCAACAGCAAAAAACAAACGGAUCUUUUUUGGGUCUCAAUGAAUGUCAUCAGCCAUGCAAUUGAUUUUAAUCAGAGCAGCCAUGAUUCGAUAGCUAUUAGCAGAGUCGCAGAUCUGCUUAGCAAUGGGCUGUGAUUUAAAAGAUUUUUUGGCUCCAGCAAUGUGAUGCUAAAUGAAACGUGAUAUUGCUCAGCAGCAAGAGCUGGAACUUAUUUUUGCUUUUAUAAUUUUUAUUUUAAUGUGAUAAUCACUUUUAUUACUAGUGUUAUUAUUAUUAUUAUAGUUUUUAUUAUUAUUAUUAUUAUUAUUAUUAUUAUUACUAUUAUUAUUAUUAUUACUAUUGUUUUUUUAAUUCUUAUUCUUAUUAUUAUUAUUACUGUUAUUCUUAUUCUUAUUAUGAUUAUUAUUUUUAUUGUUAUCAUCAUCAUGAUUAUCAGUUUAUCAUUCAUUGUUAUUCCCCAUUUCUCUUUUUAUUCAACUUUUUACUGUAAGAAGAGAUUGAGCGAGCGAUGUAAGUGGUGGAAGCGUCAAGACAGGACACCUUUGAGAGAAAGUGGACUCUCGAUUCAGGUGGCGAAAGGGCCGCGAGGGACACUCUUUUGUAUGUACAGUUUGGUUAACCUCAAAGGUACUAUUUAAACUAAUGGCAUGAUGACCUUUGUGAAGGUAAAUAAACAAAACAAACAAACAAAACAAUAGAACAUAAAAGGAGAAAAAUGUCCAGUUGAACAGUGUUAAAAAUAAAAACAAAGUUAAUGAUUUUUACCUCCAAAAAUUGGAAGCAAAAUUUAAGAGAACCUCUUCAAAGGAUCUGGCUGAAGCGUUACCAGUCUAGUUAUUUGGCUACUAUUUGCGCACGAUUUCAGAUCUUUGAUAAACCCCUAUUAAUUCCCCAAAAGAACACCCAGGAGCUCGAGAUGUGUGGGUUAACCAUAUUUCGUGAGCACUGCGAUGGAGGAAAAAACGGAAGAAGGAAAUUACACCCACACAUUUAAAAGUAUGUCAUUAUUAUGAUUGUUAUUAUUAUCAUCAUUGGUUUGGUUAAUUUUUUUUGUGUGUGUCUUUCCGGCUUUGAAGAGGGUGUAAUUGCUAGGGGGAGGGUCUCGUUAUGAUAAUGUACAAAUGCAUCACGUUGCCUUGUUAACAUUGACUUGUAAAAAAAAAAAAGGAAAAAAAAAAGUAUCACCAUUUCCAGAGGUGCCACUUGUGUGUUUUACUCAGUCAGUUGUUUGGACUAUCUAGCCUCCUCUGUAUUUUUUGAUGCUUGGUAACAAAUCUAACACCCAUAUAUCAGAUUGUAGGAGUCAUGUUAAUGCCAAGAAACAUUUCUUUUUUCUUUUUUUUUUUAGAGUUAGGAUUUGGGCUGUAAGUCCUAGAUGUAAAUUUGUAAUGAAAAGAAAAAAAAUGUUUUAGGUAGUGUAAUAUUUUGUGUGCAUUUUGAGCUGGAGUGCCAGGGUGUGCACGUGUGUGUAUGUGCAUGUGUCAUGGACGUAUGCAUGUGUGUGUAGGAAUGAAAAGGAAAGAGGUGAAAGGUUUGAUACAUUUUUGCUAAUGAUGAAUGCAACUGAUGGAGAAAUGCCCACUGGCUCUUCAAUUUGUAACAUGCUGUUCCAUACUUGUUUAGGCAUUUUCUAAGAUGUACUACAGAUAGCCAGAUCUUUUCUCACUCUUUCUUUUUUUCAUCUGUAGUAAUUGUAUGUAGGAUUCAUAUUUUAAUAUCUUAUUUGACUUCAUCUUUAAAAAAGUAUUCAUCAAAGCAUUGAUGAGGGUUAUUCACAUAAUGGUUGUAUUAUAGUUUCCCCCAUUCAUCCAAUUUUAUUGUAUUUAGCAACCAUUUUUAGAACAUCUUACCACAACAAUGGACAUGCUUUUGCAUUGAAAGCAUUAGCAUCGAUCUUAAUGGAAGAGGAGUCACCUUCACUAGUAUUUUUAAUGAAGAUUGAUUUGUGUGGAAUCUGAUUGGUGUUAUUAUUGUCUGCAACUAGUAGGAAAGUGGUACCAUUUGCCGUUGACUGCGGUGACAGAUGUUUGUGAUGUAAACAGGCAGACAAUUUUAGCUUUGAGUUUGUACCCAAAUACUUGACCGCCAAAAGCAGUUGAUACUGUGUGCACCAAUUUCUUAUUUCUUGGUAUGUUUUAUGAACUUUUUAUAUAUUUUUAAAUAUUUGAUUUUUUUUCUCUUUUGUUAUUAUUAUCAUUAUCAUAUUUUAAUGUUCAAAAUAAUGUCCACUUUUAAAUCCCAGUUUCACAGGUCCAUUUAUUUGAUUUGUUUAUUUUUUUUACAUGUAUAUCAAUAUCCCCAGUGACUUGCUAAUCAUCUUUUAAUGAUAGAAAUGACUAGCUAGACGUGAUCAUUCCACGAACCAACUUGCAAAUUUUUCAGGUGAGCUCUUGUUUUGUAGGCCGUGUCUUGUAUUGAGGAACGUGAAAGGUGACCCAAGGAGGCAUUGUUUUCUUACAUUUAAGUCCACCUUUAGGGAAAAAAGAAUUAAUUUCUCUAUAAGAAUGUUGAAGUACGUAAAAGGAGCCUGAGGGAAGAUAACUAGAAAUCUUGUACAUAGUGUAAUAUGUUGGUUAGAAGGAUAUGGUAGGAGACUGUGUCACACAACACAGAUGUAACUGCUUUUGAAGAGACAAAUUUUUUUUUGUUUCUUUGUUUUUCAUUAGACAGUUCAGAUACAUAGUGAAUUUUAAAAAAUGCUACUUCAAUGAACUUUCAUUAAACUUUCAGGAAAUUGUCUUUUCAUAUUUUUCUCAAUGAGGAACUUCUUCAAGUUCUUUCAGGUGUGGAAUCUGAUAUGUAAAAUAGCUGAAUAUAAAGUGGCUGUGAUAUGAGGAUGAAUUGUGUGAUUGACACCAUUCAAAAACAAAAAAGAAAACAAAAAUGCAAAAGCUAAAAAAAAUGUAUAUGAGGUGUUCUCACAUUGUCACUUAUUUGUAUUUGUAAGGACUGAGAGUGUAGAUAUAAUGAUUAAGAUUGAUAUUGAUGAAAUAAUCCCAAUGACCCUAGGACAGUGUUUGUAAAAUUGCCCUUGUGCUCAGAUUUGGCAGAUGAAACUUGCCCAAAAUGUUGCAGCUUCCAUUUUAGGCAUCUUUAACAUUGGGUUUGUUUGAGGUGAUUUUUCUGUUAGUACACAUACAUCAGCUGACGAUUGGGGGUGACUGGAUUGCACAAAAAAGAAAAAAAAAACCUGGAUAAGUGCACCCUUUCAUGUCAGUUUAGACUCAUGAGACUGGAAUUCACCUUCCAGUCCUCCCUUUCAUUCUCACAUAUAGAUAGCAUCAAAUUUUUCUGAUUAACCUGUUGUCACCAGGACGGCAACUUUACAUGCCCUGUUCACUAUGAUUUUAGUUUUUUUAUUUUGUUGAGAUGAAUAUGGCUCAACAAGUGCUUAGUCACCAAGGAGUUCAUUAUUGAAGCCUUCCAAAUCUUGCCUAUUUGCUGUAUUCCUGGAAGUAUCAGAUUAAAAUUAUUUUUACUAUUAUUAUUGUUAAGAACAUUAUGAUGAUAAUAAUAUUAAUGAUGAUAAUAUUGUAAAUCAAAACUUUUUUGGAAUAUAUAAGGAAUGGGGUACAGAUGAAGUUUAGUAGGUUUCAUAAGUAAAUGCUUGUACAGCCAUCAGUAUGUAUACAAAGGUAACAAAACAAAACAGUGAACAGCUUAUAUACCUGGGGCCAAUGGGUUCAUACAUCUUAAUCCUUCAUUCUUUAUUUGAUACACUUCUUACUUGCCCAUUUCUGUAAUUACCAUGCAUGUUUCAUUAUCAUCAUUUAGUCAUCUGUAUCUGAUAUGUCAGAUUGUCCAAGAUUUCUCAACUAUCUCCGUCAUACUUCAUUUCACAACAAACAGUAGUUAUUCUCUCGUGUAGCCAGGUCUCUUGUUCUUUUCAGUACAGUAAUGUAUAAACCAGAAUAGAGUAAUACUAAUAUAUAGAUUAGUUUUUAAUCCGUUAACAGUAUUUUUUUAUGAAGUUUCAUCUUUAUACACUUUUUUUUCACUUUUUUCUGAAUUGUAUGAUCAGUAGCUAAUUUUGGCAAUCAUAUGAUUUUAAAGGACAGUACUGAAGAUGGCUGACUGUGUCUACAUAGCUCUCUAUGUAUUUUUUUUUAUGUCUCAUUGCCAAUGUAUGCAGUGUAUGGAACAUUGAUUUUGCUAAUCCAAUCCAGAAUCUUAGCCAAGUUUGUUGUCGAGGUGUGAGAGGUUUGGAGUGCGAGUGAGAGAGGAGUUUGUAUAUGAAUGAUUUCCUAUGAAGGUGGUAGAUGUUGAUUUGAUCCACUGCCUAAGAGUUUACACUUGUAGUGUCACUUAGUAUGUAUAGAUGUUAAAAUGCAUCAUAUUGAAAAGUGAAGUUGGGUGCUUUGACACCAUGUUACUGCCAGGUAAAUUUAGAUGUAUUGAAAUUGUUAAUUUAAGAUUUAAAAGGUCUAGAAGAUACAAGCACCUUUGUACCCAAGACUUUUUUCUUUUGUUUCUCCUCCAUGUGGAAGGAUUGUAUGCUGUAAGGGUGUGUCUGCCCUAGUUAAUUUGUGUAUCUCCAGUUAUAUAAGUUAUUAACAUAAAUUCCAGUAAACCUGCUUCAUCAUUUUACUAUAGAGAAAUAAGUCUUAAAAACUAUGGAACAAGGUCUGGUUACCCAAUAUAAUUAAGAUGCCACUGUAUUGUAUGUCUACAGUUUUAUGUUACUACAUAUCCAGUUGCUGUAGGUAAACAAGAGAGGUGUCAGUAUUGUAGGUGGAGCAGGCUUCACAGCAUGUUUGCCAUAUAGGAGAGAUGUCUGCUUAACUGCUAUCGAAGUCUCUGAUUAACUAAAUAUUUAUUUGUCCUCAUGGAAUAUGUAUAUUUUUUAGUUUUUUUCUUGGUUGAUCCAAGUGAUUUUAGUGCCUAGAAUAUACAGAAAAGGUAUUGUGAACUUUUUUUUUCAUGCACAUAUCUUUUUUUUUUUCUUUUCUUUUUUUUUAAACAUGGGAAACUCUGAAAAAUUAAAAUGUGUUUAAAUAGUAUUACCAAAUGUUCUGAUUUGCAUUUCCUGUGUACAACUACAUAAUUACAUGUACAUUUUCAUUCCACACCUUUUACACAAGGUCAAGUGAAAAUUGAAGAUGUAAGAGGUCUUGAAGUAUAAAUAUAGUACUUCAGUAAAUUUUAUGAACAGAUUUUUAAACUGAAAUAAAACUACACUUUCUGU